Molecule: messenger RNA, 2251 nt
Organism: Mya arenaria
Lineage: Eukaryota; Metazoa; Mollusca; Bivalvia; Myida; Myidae
Exons: 2
Coding region: 272-1972 (566 amino acids)
Molecular function (GO): zinc ion binding
Source: RefSeq, a predicted model, not a curated record
UUAGGAACGGCUUCCAAACUACUGCAAUUGACAUGGGACUAAAAUAUAUUUAAAUUUGUAAACAAUGCUUGUGAAUUAAGCACGGUAGUAAUAACACUCAUUGUUUUGAUAUCGUGUUAUGUGUCAGUGUGAAACUGAUUGUAAUAGUGUUUUGUCUUCCUAUUAGGUCAGGACAAAACAAUUUACUUCCUUGUUACAACAUAAACAGGUCGGACUGAAUGAUCAUCUAUUUGAUUUAGUUUGUGAGUUAUUUUUAAACUCAAGAGAGAAAAUGGCAUCUAAUUUCGAAUCAUCAAUUCAAAGGGGCUGUGACUUCAUUCACGAUUUUUCCUGCUCUCCGUGUGAAGAGAACGGAUUUAACACAGAAGCUCACCAUUAUUGUACUCAAUGCACAAAAUAUUACUGCCAAAACUGUGUUUCAAAACAUAACGGAUUAUAUCAGAAGCACGCGGUGCUCGGCCGGAAGGAAGUGAAUAAAUGGGAGUCAGCCCCAAGGGUAGUUGACGCCCUGGAGAGAUGCGGGAUGCACCCCGGGGAGGCGCUGAAGCUGGUAUGUGGUGACCAUGACCAGCUGUGCUGUUCUGUAUGCGUUGCCAUUGACCACAGACAAUGCUCCAAAAUCCAACACAUUCCAGAUGUAGCAAAAGGUGUUCAGAGAAAUAUUGAGUUUCAACAAAUUCCAAAGAAGAUAGCUGAAGUUCAAAAGCAAUUCGAGAAGAUGAAAGAAGCACGAUUGAAGAAUACGACAUCUCUGAAAAAGACGCGGGCAGCCAUUUCUGACGAAAUUAAAACCAUACGUAAAAGGAUCAACGAAAUCCUUGACAAGAUUGAGAAAACAACUUUACAGAACUUGGACGGAAUGAUAGCUGAACUUGAAAAAAAACUAAAGAAAGAUAUCGAAACUUGUGAUAAAAUGACGAUCGAAUUACAAAACAUGAUUGCCGCUUUUCAAACCAAAGCAAAAUCAAGCGAGUCAAAAUCAUAUAUUGCGUACAGAAAGAGCCAGGAUAUGAUUUCACAAGCAAACGAUCAUCUUCGUGGCAUAUCAAUCAUUGAGUGUUACAAUGUAACGUUUCAAGCCAAUAACCUUAUAGAAGAAAUUUUAUCUUCAAUAAAGACAUUUGGAUCUAUUGAAGAACAAACUGUAAUGACCAAACAGCGAGAAGAUCCCCUUGCCGAUCCAAGCCACGUAUUCAGUGUUGCAGAGUACAAGGAGUACCAUGUGAAGAUGAGUGAUGACAAAUAUCUAUGUUAUAUCCAUGGCGUAUGUGAAAUGUCUUGUGGAGAGUUUGUCAUAGCAGACUUUAAUAAUUGUAAAGUGACGCUCUUUGACAAGGAGUUUAGGAUGCUCGACCACUGUGUUGUCCCUGAGUAUCCAUGGGACGUGUGCCACAUUGGCGGAAAUGAAGUGGCCGUUUGUGUUAACAGUGAGCUUUAUUUCAUUAAUGCUACGAAAGGGAGACUCGUAACUACGAGGAAGUUAAGUUUAACCCAUCACUGUUAUACCGCAGCUCAUCAUGGUGGCCAGCUUUACAUCUCCUCCGGUACUGCCCUGUUCAUCUACACGAUCUCGGGGCAGAAGGUGAAGAUGUUGUACGAGAACAAGUCUGGGAAUUGGACGGUGAGGAAAUGUGCCAUCAGUAACGACGGGGAAACAAUCUACAUUACAAACAACAAUAAACAUCAACUGAUCACCCUGGACAACAACGGUAACCAGCUGGCCGUACUCACUGACCCUGACAUGAAAAAUCCUACCGGAGUACACGUGACAGCUACUGGACACGUGUUCGUCUGCUGCUGCGGAUCCAAUACAGUGCUGCAGGUUGACAAAGACGGGAAGAAGAAGUUGGCCACAUUGGCAAGGAAAGACGACGGAAUGAGCGGACCGAGUGGUUUAUUUUUCAGCAGCCGCACUUCUUCUCUGAUUGUUGUUGGAGAGAAAGACACACUUCUUGUUAUCAAGUUUAUUUGAUACUUAAAACUAUCAAUGUUUGAUUUGGUACAGUACUAUCGAACUUGGAUCUUUUUAUUUGUUGCAAAGUAUAUUACAGUAUUGCCAUAUAUAACUGUUUUGUUAAGACCGUUGGCUAUAUGUAAUAUGAUAUGAUUCCAAAAGCUUCUUGUGAAUACUUUAUUAUUAUUUAUUUUUAUUUUAUCUAAUUCGGCACAAUUUAUAUAACACAAACCACUUGUAACAUUAUGUUCUUUCUGAUGCAUGUAAAUUGUUCAAUAUCCGUGUAUAUAAAUUGCC